AGCUCAAAGUGCAGAGAUUUAUCCAUGCGGAGCGCGUUUGCGCAGGCGCGCCCCACACUGUCAGCUCAAGGUGUGGACACAGCGCGAGCGCGAGUGGGAACACAGUGGCGUUCUUUUGGGAAAGGAGUGGAUGCGUCCUCACGAAUCAGCUGCAGGGUUGAACACAAGUCUUUUUUUUUUUUACAAAAGCAAUAUGUGCACCAACGCGGCACUUCCGUCAGCCUUUGAAGUUGUAGAUAUAUAAAGUCGUAAAGGACGCGAGUAUUUCACCGUCACCUAUGAGCUGAAGUAAAGUACGAACAGCGCAGGUAGACAGCAGAGCCGGAAGAACUCGCAAUACUGGUCGCGUUCGGUUUGUUUUUCUUCUUCCAAUUGGAUUAUCUUUGACAUUAUCACAUAAAUGAAGUGACUUUUAAAGUACUAGUUUUAAAGUUGCAUCCGAGCUAAAGAAAUUAUGACGGACAUGAGGAAAAAGAAACUCUUCGUCCUAGUUGACGUGCUGUGUGUUGUUGUAGCUUCUCUGCCCUUUGUGAUAAUGAAUAUUGCAUCCCAGCCAUAUCAGCGAGGCAUCUUCUGCCAGGACGAGAGCAUCAGUUACCCUGUAAGACCGGACACCAUCACGCACGUGGCGCUGGCUGCGGUCACCAUCACCUGCACUAUCAUUAUCAUAUCGUCAGGUGAAGCGUAUCUGGUGUACAGCAAGAAAAUUCACUCCAACUCUACCUUUAAUCAAUAUGUAUCGGCCAUCUAUAAGGUGCUGGGUGCCUUCCUAUUUGGGGGAGCUGUCAGCCAAUCACUGACCGACUUGGCCAAGUACACCAUUGGGCGACCACGUCCACAUUUCUUAACAGUGUGUGCUCCCAAAGUCUGCAAAGGAUACUUGGCGGUGAUCAACUGCACUGGCAACCCACGUGAUGUGACUGAAGCCCGGUUGUCCUUCUACUCGGGUCACUCCUCCUUCGGGAUGUACUGCAUGCUGUUUCUAGCGUUCUAUGUCCAGGCCAGGCUGAAUGCAAAAUGGGCCCGUCUUCUGAGGCCCACCAUCCAGUUCUUCCUGGUGGCCUUUGCUGUGUAUGUAGGUUACACCCGCGUGUCCGAUUAUAAGCACCACUGGAGCGACGUGCUAGUGGGGCUCCUCCAGGGGGCGCUUAUCGCAAUUCUCACUGUGCGAUACGUCACAAAUUUCUUCAAGGUCCGUCCUUCGCCUGAAUACUCAUGUCCAGAGACAGGAGCAGAAAAUGAGGAGCAGAAACACAGCUUCGAGGUGGAGCACAAUAACCAUUACAGCUAUUCUGGACCUGUGUGAGAGAAAUGAGAACAAACACUCGCACUACAUCUCCCACAAACCACUGGACUGACGGCAGGGGGCGGAGUAAGACUGCACAUGCUCACAAUGGUCCUCCUUGAAAAAGCUUUAGUGUCUCUUCCUUUGUUUCAAGUGAGAGAGAACUCUUUAUACGUAUUUAAUCAAUUUAUUUUAAUCAAAACGAUUUGCAGAGGAUACCAGAUAUUGAGGGACUGAAUCUAUUUUUUAAGUCUGUGUACUGGACCAGGUUUUAUACAAAGUCAUGUACGACAUGUAUCUUCUUUAUUUGAAUUGUAAAUCUUACUGAACUGUUGUGUAAAUAAUGGCUUGCCUUUCUCUUUGACAAACCAAACAGAAUACCAUACUCUGUGAUUUAAAGUGUUGGAAAUCAUUGCUUGUUUGUAUUUUUCCAAUAUUAUGCGCCUUAAUUAUAUCUAGUAAUCUGGACUGCAAAAAGUGAAUAAUGCCAUAAAAUUGUUAGGAUAUCUUUUUUUCUUUUUUUUCCCCCCUGUUUAAAAUUAAAAAUUGAGAUACCACUACAACAUCUGCAAGCCUCUGUGCUUAAUUUUUUAUUUUUGCAUUUUAAAAAAGCCAGCUUUAUUGAACUUGUGAAUUGUUGUUUGCAUUUGUCUAAUUUCCUAUUAAAUAUUUGUAAUAACAA
Ctenopharyngodon idella (grass carp) is the source of this 1967-nucleotide messenger RNA. RefSeq names its product phospholipid phosphatase 2b (gene plpp2b). NCBI's taxonomy places the organism in Eukaryota, Metazoa, Chordata, Actinopteri, Cypriniformes, Xenocyprididae. Gene Ontology annotation, biological process: phospholipid metabolic process; signal transduction; phospholipid dephosphorylation. Gene Ontology annotation, molecular function: phosphatidate phosphatase activity. The record is from RefSeq and is a predicted model, not a curated record.